AUGGCGGAUGUGACGAGUGCGGCAGCGAGUGACGUCGUGGCGGAUGUGCGACCAGCAAUGGAGCCGCCUAAAGUAACGCUGCAGUUUGUAGCAGUAGGCAAUGCGCCGCUCAUGAAGCGCACGAAGUUUACAGUGAACGGGCAGGACCCGUUGAGUGUGGUGUAUAAGUUUUUGAGGAAACAACUUCGACUGAAAGACACCGAGUCGCUGUUUGUCUAUUGCAACAGUUCGUUCGCUCCGUCUCCGGAUCAGAGACUCAGCGCAUUGUUUCAGUGUUUCCAAGUAGGCGAUGUGCUGGUGCUGAAUUACAGCUUGACACAGGCGUGGGGGUAG
This is a messenger RNA of Hyaloperonospora brassicae, 333 nucleotides long. NCBI's taxonomy places the organism in Eukaryota, Oomycota, Peronosporomycetes, Peronosporales, Peronosporaceae. The record is from the annotation of a GenBank genome assembly.